This is a messenger RNA of Guillardia theta CCMP2712, 2145 nucleotides long. RefSeq lists its product as hypothetical. The transcript is spliced from 13 exons. Gene Ontology annotation, biological process: proton transmembrane transport. The record is from RefSeq and is a predicted model, not a curated record. Lineage: Eukaryota; Cryptophyceae; Pyrenomonadales; Geminigeraceae. Gene Ontology annotation, cellular component: membrane. Bases 1 to 2145 code for a protein of 714 amino acids. Gene Ontology annotation, molecular function: diphosphate hydrolysis-driven proton transmembrane transporter activity; inorganic diphosphate phosphatase activity.
AUGAAGGUCGUGGCAGACGCCAUUCGGGAGGGAGCAGAAGGUUUUCUAUCCACUCAGUACGGGACCGUAGGUAGGUGGUCGCUGGUGGUUGCAGGAGCUCUUUUCUUCAUCUACCUCAUCCGGCCUGUCGGGGAGGGCGCGCACGUCAGCAGCUUCAGCCUUGCGCUGCUCACCGUCCUCGGGUUCCUCCUUGGGGCUGCCUGCUCGGGCCUUGCUGGGUGGGUCGGGGUCUGGAUCUCGGUUCGGUGCAACCUGCGGGUGGCAGGAGCGGCGGCGAACAACCAGGCGGGGCUCGCGCUGAAGCUUGCCUUCUGCGGAGGAGCCGUCUCUUCCAUCAUCUCUGCCGCCAUGUGCAUCCUUGGGAUCUCGCUGCUCUACUCUCUCCUGUACGCGAGCUUCGUGCUGGGUGGAGGUAUGAAGGUUCACGUAAUCCCCCUCCUGCUCGUCGGGUACGGCUUCGGCGCCUCCUUCGUCGCGCUGUUCAUGCAGCUGGGGGGAGGCAUCUACACGAAGGCUGCGGAUGUAGGGGCCGAUAUGUGCGGCAAGAUCGAGAGCAAUAUUCCCGAGGACGAUCAUCGGAACCCUGCAGUCAUCGCGGACCUCGUGGGCGACAACGUGGGCGACUGCGCGGGGAGCAUGGCGGACGUGUUCGAGUCCAUCGCAGCAGAGAUCAUAGGGACCAUGAUUCAUGCGGGAGUGAUCAUGAAGCAUGUCGGAGCUGCUGAUAUGGAGGGCUACAUGUUCUUCCCCUUGGUCGUGCAUGCCUUUGACCUGAUCGUCUCCACCAUCGGCAUUGUCAUUGUCAGGACAGCAGAGGAGAGAGAAUGUCAACAACUUUUCGCUGCUGCGCCUUCCCCUCACGCUAUCUCAGGUGACCAGCCGCUACAAGUCAUGCGACGAGCAUACGUCGUGAGUGCAGCGCUUGCCCUCGGCAGCUAUUUCUUCAUCACCUGGAGCAUGUUGUCGACAAGUGCAGCCCCCUGGGCAUGGUGGAAGUUCUUUCUUUGUGGUCUGCUGGGGAUUUUCUCAGCCUACGCGCUUAUCUUUAUCACCCAAUACUACACGGACUAUGAAAACCCUCCCGUGAAGGGCAUCGCCAGGGCGAGCACGACGGGACAUGGCACCAACAUCAUCGCCGGUCUUGCGGUCGGCUACGAGAGCACAGCAGGACCAGCCGUCGUCAUCGCCCUCACCCUCCUCCUCUCCUUCCACCUCGGCGAGUCCUCGGGCCUCGGCUCCGGCUCCGGUCUCUUCGGCACCGCAGCCGCGACCAUGGGCAUGCUCGGCACUGCCGUCUUCAUCCUUGCCAUGAACAACUUUGGGCCCAUCGCCGACAAUGCGGGAGGAAUCGUCGAGAUGUCCGAGCAGCCUGAGAACGUCAGGAUGGUGACUGACAAGCUUGACGCGGUCGGCAAUGUCACUAAAGCUGCCACUAAAGGGUAUGCAGUGGGAGGUUCAGCCCUUGCAACUUUCAUCCUCUUCCGCGCGUACCUGGAUGAGGUGUCUGAAUUUUCGGGUCACGACUUCGAAGUUGUCAACAUUGCCAAGGUGGAGGUUCUCGUCGGGGGCCUGCUGGGCAUCGCCAUGAUCUUCCUGUUUGUUGGCUGGGCCAUCGACGCCGUCGGCAAGACUGCGCAGGAAGUUGUGAGGGAGGUCAGGAGGCAGUUCGAGAUCUACCCAGGCAUCCUCGAGGGUUCGCAGAAACCCGAGUACAACACCUGCGUCGCCAUUGUCACCCGGGCAGCGCUCAAGGAGAUGACGAGACCAGCCCUGCUUGCGCUGGGAACUCCCGUGUUCAUCGGCUUCCUGUUCAAGUUCAUCGGCUCCUACCGAGGAGAGCCCAAUCUCGCGCCUGAAGUUCUCGCCUGCUUCAUGAUGUUCGGGUCUCUUACUGGCCUCCUCGUCGCCGUCCUCCUCGACAACGCGGGAGGAGCAUGGGACAAUGCUAAGAAGUACAUCGAGACUGGCAUGCACGGAGGAAAGGGAAGCGACGCACACAAGGCGGCUGUCACGGGAGACACUGUUGGUGAUCCAUGUAAGGACACAGCUGGGCCAGCCUUGCACGUAAUCAUCACCACCAUGUCCACCACCAUCAUCGUCUUGGGUCCUCUCUUCCUGGAUCGUGCUUCUGCCUUGCGCCAUUAA